This is a messenger RNA of Aspergillus pseudoviridinutans, 936 nucleotides long. RefSeq names its product alpha/beta hydrolase family esterase. NCBI's taxonomy places the organism in Eukaryota, Fungi, Ascomycota, Eurotiomycetes, Eurotiales, Aspergillaceae. Bases 1 to 936 code for a protein of 311 amino acids. The record is from RefSeq and is a predicted model, not a curated record. Gene Ontology annotation, molecular function: feruloyl esterase activity. The transcript has 2 exons.
AUGAAGGCACCUUUUGGUAUCUUACAAUACAUCGUCAGUCUGGGUACGCCCACCAACUCUGGCUGCGGAAAGCCACUGCCUGAGCAUUUCCUUCCUGGAGGAAGCUAUAAGACGCACAUCAACACAACGGAUGGUCUCCGGGACUAUAUCAUCCACAUUCCGUGCAGCUAUGAUGAGAAUAGAGCAAUCCCGCUCAUCUUCUCUUUCCACGCGAGAGACAAAAACGCUGAAUACCAGGAGCAGCUUUCGCAGUUCAGUAAUGUAGCAUGGAAUCCUGAUGCUAUUGCAGUCUACCCCCAGGGGAUCGAUAAUCAAUGGCAAGGAGAUCCAGAUUCUCACGGAGUCGACGACGUGGGAUUUACUCUGACAAUGCUCGACCACUUCGAGGACAGAUACUGCAUCGAUUCAUCACGCGUCUAUGCUACUGGUAAAUCAAAUGGCGGGGGCUUCACAAACCUCCUAGCCUGUGAUGCAAAAGCCUCUAAACGUAUUGCAGCAUUUGCCCCUGUUUCAGGAGCUUUCUACCAGGAUGUAGCCCCGGCCGACUGCAAUCCUGAAACCGUGCCAAUCGAAUGUAGCCCUGGACGGGAUGUAAUCCCGAUCAUUGAGUUCCACGGUUCGGCUGAUCCGGUAAUACCAUACAAUGGAGGUAGUAGACGAGGAGAGUGUCUACCUUCUUUACCGCAUUUUAUUCAGGAUUGGGCAAGCAGGGACGGACUUGGGGAGCAGAAUCAAACAACAAGCCUUUACAAUGGUAGUGUCUUGGAAUAUCAGUACGGCUCGGGAACAGACUUGGGAACUGUGACUCAUUAUUGGAUUGAGGGACUGGGUCAUGCUUGGCCUAGCACAGAUCCGAAUUGUGACAAUCUCAAUGGGACUUAUCUAAACGCGACUCCCAUGAUCAUGGACUUUUUCAGUCGCUGGACCUUGCCCUAG